Molecule: messenger RNA, 421 nt
Organism: Acaulospora colombiana
Lineage: Eukaryota; Fungi; Glomeromycota; Glomeromycetes; Diversisporales; Acaulosporaceae
Source: the annotation of a GenBank genome assembly
CCACAUUAAGGCACAGAUCGAAGCAGCACAUUGGCCUAUAUUCUGUCCGAUGUGCGGACCGGAUCAAGCUAAUAGAGGAGAGCUUGCUGGAGGUGAUGAGGAAAUGUUCAAGAAUUGGAAUAGGAUGGAACUGGGAAGUGUUUCCAUUUCAUUGGAAUGCCCUCGAGUAGAUGCAGAGGAUUUUCGUGAGACAGAUGUCCUCGAUUGCCCACUGGGCUGCGGGGCUCACUGGUGCAAGAACUGUCACCGAGAAAUCGAGAGGAACAAGAAACAUUCUUGUGAUGGACAAGAAGAAUUCGAUGAACUGGCAAGGGACCAAAAAUGGAAAAAAUGUCCUGGUUGUGGCGUGAUGGCACAAAAGGACGGAGGCUGUAAUCAGGUCAGCUGCUUGACUCCUGGUUGUAACACGUACGUUCAAUGA